Molecule: messenger RNA, 4624 nt
Organism: Pipra filicauda (Wire-tailed manakin)
Lineage: Eukaryota; Metazoa; Chordata; Aves; Passeriformes; Pipridae
Gene: CTTNBP2NL
Product: CTTNBP2 N-terminal like
Exons: 5
Coding region: 162-2081 (639 amino acids)
Source: RefSeq, a predicted model, not a curated record
GAGCCGCCCCCUCCCGGGGUGCCGGUGCCCGCGAUGUGCCGCUGGAGCUGCCCCGUGUCCCGGGGUGACCCUCGUCCCGUCCCUGUGCCGGGGUCACCAGCGAUCGUGUGGCAGGAGGGGACGAGGCUCCCCCCGGGCUGGGGGGGCUGAAGGUUUUCAGGAUGAAUCUGGAAAAACUCAGCAAACCAGAACUACUGACACUCUUUAGCAUUCUAGAGGGAGAAUUAGAAGCAAGAGAUCUUGUCAUAGAGGCCUUAAAGGCCCAGCACAGAGACACGUUCAUCGAGGAACGCUAUGGCAAGUACAACAUCAGCGACCCACUGAUGGCUUUGCAGAGGGAUUUUGAGACCCUGAAAGAGGGGAAUCACGGUGAAAAACAACCAGUAUGCUCCAAUCCUUUAUCUAUUUUGAAAGUGGUGAUGAAACAUUGCAAGAACAUGCAGGAAAGAAUGUUGUCCCAACUGGCUGCUGCAGAAAGCAGACACAGAAAGGUGAUCCUGGACCUGGAGGAGGAGAGGCAGCGGCACGCCCAGGACACGGCCGAGGGGGACGAUGUCACCUACAUGCUGGAGAAGGAGCGGGAGCGGCUCACCCAGCAGGUGGAGUUUGAAAAAUCCCAAGUGAAAAAGUUUGAGAAAGAACAGAAGAAGCUGUCAAGCCAGCUGGAGGAGGAGAGGGCACGCCACAAGCAACUGUCUUCCAUGCUUGUAGUGGAGUGCAAGAAAGCCACUGCCAAAGCAGCUGAGGAGGGGCAGAAGACAGCAGAACUGAGCUUGAAAUUGGAAAAGGAGAAGAGUAAGGUGAGCAAGCUGGAAGAGGAGCUGGCAGCCAAGAGGAAGCGGGGUUUGCAGAUGGAAGCACAGGUCGAAAAGCAGCUCUCGGAGUUUGACAUUGAAAGGGAACAGCUGAAAGCCAAGCUGAACAGAGAAGAAAACCGUACAAAAGCACUCAAAGAAGAGGUGGAAUGUCUGAAGAAAGCCCUGAAAGAGCUGGAGGCUUCUCAGCAGGAGCACAGUCCCUCUGAGCCUUUGCAGCCAAGCCCCUCGGUGAUGUCCAGAGGUGUCACAACCGACAGUCCCCCGGUGAAGUCUGUGUCUUGCCAGACCGAGUGUCUGCAGGCAGAGAGGGCAAACCCUGCCAGCACAAGCAAAGCUGUUCACAGCAUGUUUCCCAGCCCCUCUGCACCGGUUCACUCCUAUGCAAAAUCCAAUGGGCAUUGUGACCUGGAUGGGCAGGCAGGUGGGGAGCCCCUGCAGACACACCCCGCAGAGAGCCAGGUUCAGAGGGAGAGAUCUGCUGGUGCAGCCUCGGAAAGCGCGGUGGAGAACGGGAGUUCUCCCGUAAGAACGGAGUCACCGGUGCACCUGAUGUCCCAGCACCCUGCUGGGGGGGUCUCCCUGUCUCCCAGCAGCACAGCUGGGUCCUCCCUGACACCUUCUCCCUGCUCCUCACCGGUGCUGACCAAACGCUUGGUGGGAGCCUCGGCCAGCAGCCCUGGCUACCAGUCCUCCUACCAGGUGGGCAUCAACCAGCGCUUCCACGCAGCCAGGCACAAGUUCCAGUCCCAGGCGGAGCAGGACCAUCAGUCCAGUGGGCUGCAGAGCCCCCCCUCCCGGGACCUGUCCCCCACCCUGGCAGACAACUCAGCAGCCAAGCAGCUGGCCCGCAACACGGUCACUCAGGUGCUCUCCAGGUUCACCAGCCAGCAGGGCCCCAUCAAACCCGUCUCCCCCAACAGCUCCCCCUUUGGCACGGACUACCGAACCCUGGCCAGUGCUGGGAGCCCCAAAACCGAGGCUGGGCACUCCCCCAGCCCUGUCAAGGUGUCCAGCCCGCUCAGCCCGUUGUCUCCUGGGAUUAAGUCACCGACCAUUCCUAGAGCAGAGAGGGGGAACCCUCCGCCCAUCCCUCCCAAGAAGCCUGGCCUGGCUCAGUCACCUGCUGCUCCUGCUCCUCUCACCAAAAGCCCUGCCCAGGCGUCCCCCCUGGGUGCCCCCAUGGACGUGGCAAGCAGCUGCUCCAACAACGCUGUCGUGUCGAAUGGCAAAGACCUGGAGAUCCUCCUGCCAACCAGCAGCUAGUCUCCAGAAACUGGGAAUGUGACAUUCCGCGGCUCAGCACCCUGGAGCUAAGACACUGUUUUUUCCACUCCAUGUUAUUUAUUUCCAUAGUAGCAGAUUCUGUCUGUAUAAAGCAUUUAGUAUAUUUUUUUUUUCUUUUUUUUUUUUUUUAAUAGGUAGGAAAAUAUUUUUGUUUAUGAAGAAACCUUACCUACAGCUAUACAGUAGCCUCCAAACGUCUCAUGGCAACAGUCAAAUCAUUAGAGAGAACCAUAAUCGUGUGGUGGGACCUAUCAACCUCUAAUGGGACUGAAAUGCUACUUUUAAAUUAUGCAGAAAAAGAUUUUUUUGCAGACUUUUUACUCCAGAUGAACAUUUUAUAAAAGUGCCUGAACUAAGCCUGCAAUAUGAAUGUGAUUCUCGGGAAAAGGUGAGGAGGGGACCAUCUAGCUGCAGAAACAAAUCCUUCUGAGUCCUGAAUGUUGAAACCAACACUGGUUUUCUUUUGAAUCCUUUCCAUUUGCUACAAGAAGUUAGCAAAUACACUACAAAUUCUGUAAGGUGACCACCAGACCAACACAGCCAGCCAUGCUGUGCCCUUCAGGACACAGCUCCCAGCUAAUUUGAGGAAGCACAUGAGUUUUUUUGGGGUAAAAUGUAGCUGUAAUACAACCUGGAUACUUUUUUUCUCACAGUAUUUCUUGUCCAUAUAGUUCUUUUUGCUUUCCUCUCACACAUUCUGCAGAGAUGCCUGUGUGCUUUAAAUGGCUAAACUCUGGUUUGUGGUGUGUCACCCAGAAUUUUCGAGCUCCUCAAGCAUUCUACUGUUGUGUGUAGAACUUCUGAGAAAAGGAUCUUUCUGUUACUUGACAAAGAUCUCACUAUUACUUGAAAAAAAAUCACUAAUCCACAUGACACAGUUUUUUUGCAACAGUAACAUGGGAUCUUCGACUAUAAACAAAAGCAAUAAUUUUGUUCCUCAUCUCUGUCAGUUGUGUCUGACUGACCUGGAUUUUACCCACGAGCUUUGGGAUCUUGCUGGCUUUCCUUGGCUGCAAUUAUGGAACCAAAUCAUCACUGCUGUGGAAAUGAAUAUGUAUAUAUGUGUAGGUAUAUCACACACAUAUGUACUGAACACACAGUGUAUUAGGGAAAUCUUUAUAUGCUCCUGAUCUCCUGCCUAAUAGGAAGAAGAUGUGGCAAUUAAAAAAACCAUUUAGUGAGGAAUUGUCUAAGUUGGAGGCAAAUCACGAGUGUGAAAAAGCAUUUGGGCCCGAGAGGGGAGAAAGCAGCUGGUUCCUGUGCAGAAACAUUUGCUGCAGGCAAAGCAGCCAGCACAGCACAGUGGUUUUCUGAGUCACUGUGGUGAGAAAUACAGGAGAAACCCCACAGAUCAGUGGCAGGGGCUGAGAGCACAACCCUGAGUUAAUGAUCUCCGGUGUUGGAUGGGAACUGAUCCUAAAUUUAGAACCUGGACUUGCUGCCCGGUAUCGUCCGGCUUUGAGAGCCCUUCCCUGGGUGCAGUGUGGUGUUUACACAGAGCACAGCUUCCCACUGCCAGAGACACCUUCUCCUUUGCCAGUUUUCAGUAUUUCCAUAGAUAAAACACCUUUGCUGGGGGGAGGAUCCCUGUGCCCUGGGAGGAGGCACUUGUGGCCAUGGCAGGGAGGUUCCUUCAGGCUUUGAGCCUCGUCCCAUGGGACAGCAGAGCUCUGGGCUGCUCUGAGUGACCCCACACACCGUGGCAGGUGUUUGGACUAGAACAGAGGUUUGGACAGACCUUUUAGCAGCCUUUUAAAUUGUGAUCCUAUAGGCUGUUGUUGCUAAUCCAGUGGAGCAGGCUGUGCACAAACAGCAGAGGGACAGAGGCAGCCAGAGCUAAAUGGGCAGUGACUCUUUUGGAAGCACAUUUAUUACUUUUUUAACUAAGUAUCCACAGGAGAUUUUUUUUUUCCUCUUGCUGAGAGAAACUGUAAAAAUGGAUGGGCAGGUGGAUUUUGGCCCAUGUAUCCCUUCCAAUUCAAAAGUGAGGCUUUUGUAUACACUGCUUUAACGAGUUUCUUUGCUUUUACAUUAAUCUAACUGGUAUUAUCCCCUUUAUUGAUAGCUCUAGAGAGAGAGAUACUAUGAUGAAGUCUAAUAGGAAAUGCACUGAGUACUGUUUCUUCUGAAAUAUAAUAUGGGAAGGGGGUAUGCAAAAGAAUGUAUUUUUGCUAGUAGCCUAACUUCUGAGAGAGACUAAGCACAAGGGAUUAAAAUGGAUCCAACUAAUUCAGUAAGACAUUUAGAGUUAGUAUUUAACUGUUGAUGUAGAUUCUGUGUGGAAGCAACUAAAUAUUUCUUCUCUAACUCACAUCAGUCCUAAGCAGACAUUGUUGCAGAGUUUGUCACUGGCUAAUGGAGUAUAAUGAAGUGCAAAAUGUAUAACACUAGUAUUAAUUCAUUAACACUUGUAAAUUUGUAAAGCCAAAUGUACCAAGCUGAAGUCUUUAAUCAUUUUUAUAGCUGAUGGCAUUAAACAUGUUAAACAUUCAUAUUAUCAAUAAAGGAUUUUAUUUUUAAGA